AUGUCAUCUGCACUUGGAGUUCAGCAAGGUGACCCCCUUGGUCCUCUGCUCUUUGCAUUGACACUUCACCCCCUAGUGAAGACUAUUGCUUCUCAAUGCAAACUUGACUUGCACGCUUGGUACUUGGAUGAUGGUACAAUUAUUGGUGAUACAUUAGAGGUAGCUAAGGCUCUGAGCAUAAUAGAAACUGAGGGACCAUGCAGGGGUUUACAUCUUAAUGUAAAGAAAACUGAAUUCUUUUGGCCUUCUACUGACCCCAGAAGCACAGCUGACGAAGUUUUCCCCGCUGAUAUUGGUAGACCUUCUAAUGGUGUUAAACUAUUGGGUGGACCGGUGAGUCUGGAUUUGAACUUUAUCAGUGAUAUGAUGUUGAGCAGGGUGAAUAAGACUGUUCAAUUGAUGUCUGCUAUCAAGAAACUCAAAGACCCUCAAAGUGAGAUGCUAUUACUCCGCAAUUGCACUGGAGUUUCUAGAUUGUAUUUUGCAAUGCGUACUACCAAUCCUGCAGCCUUACAAUCUGCCACUGCCCUUUUUGAUGAUCACUUACUUAAGUACUUGAGACUUCUCAUCACUGGUGAUGGUGCGGGGUUUGGUCCUCUACAGCAGCGACUAUCUACCUUGCCCAUCAAAGAUGGUGGACUUGGCAUUUACACCAUGGCUGACACUAGCGCCUAUUGUUACCUUGCUUCUCAGUGUCAGACGACUUCGGUACAAAAGGUGAUCCUUGGUAAUUCAUUCUCAACUGAAAAAGGCUCUGCUUAUCAGUUUGCACUACAGAAUUUUGCUCAGAUGAAUGCUGAAUAA
Molecule: messenger RNA, 804 nt
Organism: Papaver somniferum (opium poppy)
Lineage: Eukaryota; Viridiplantae; Streptophyta; Magnoliopsida; Ranunculales; Papaveraceae
Exons: 2
Coding region: 1-804 (267 amino acids)
Source: RefSeq, a predicted model, not a curated record